GUUCAAGUAUGGCGCAAGUAUGGCGCCGUUGGCAUCGGCAAUGGCACGGCUCCGUGUUGGCAGCGCUGCGUUCGUCUCGUUGGCUGGUUGACGUGUUGGCGGACAGGAAGCAGCCUGCGCUAAGUCGCGUCUACGGCUGGAUCAUCGACCGCAAGCGUCGAAGGGAGACAGGUCACGUGCAGCGAAUCGCUCCCCCUCACAUUCCCGUAUUUAGUGUAGGGAACGUCACCUUUGGAGCUACGGGGAAGACGCCGUUCGUGCAGUUUUUGAUCGACUACGUGCUCAAACAGGGACGGGAAGAUCUCGUGCCGCUGCUGCUAAGUCGCGGGUAUGGCGGCGACGAGUGGCGGAUGCUGGCCAAGCAGUUCCCGGCCUGUCAAUUAGCGUUGGGAGCUGAUCGUGUGGCGAUUGGCGCAGCUAAAGUGAAAGAAUUAGGAGGAGACACAGCGCCAUUAAGUUGCGUGGUGCUGGACGAUGGAUUGCAGCAGUGGAGACUUGCCAAGGACCUGGAGAUCGUCAUGGUAGACGCUUUGCAUCCGCUGGGUAACGGGCUGCUGCUUCCGUGUGGGAGUCUGCGAGAGCGGCCACGUGACGCAUUGGUACGAGCUGAUGUAGUGGUUGUACACCACGCAAAUCUACUUGCUGAAGAAGAGUUGAAAGUGUUGAUGACAAGCUUAAAGGCGCUGUUGGACCCUCAACGGCAUCCAAUUGUUGCUACAUCUAGGAUGAAGGUGGUGGGGCUCAUUCCAGCUCAUACAUUACUGUCGGAAGAGAAGAGUGACGGUACUGAGGCUGCAGUGGAGAUAGAGAAGCUACCCUUGGUUGAUCGCUCAGUAUUGAUCGUGUGCGGAGUUGGUAACCCCGAGUCCGUAACAAAAGUGAUGGAGAGUUUGGCUCGCUGGGUUCGAGUGGAGCUGAAAGCGUUUCCUGACCACCAUGCGUUCACAUCAGGAGAUGUUGACGAUAUUUUUGAGCGGGUGCGAGAGCUGCGGAGCAACGGAAGCGUCACAGUAGUGACAACCGAGAAAGACUUCGCUCGGUCACCAAGAGCUAUGAGAACUCUCGCUGAUAACGUGGAUCUCCGAGUGCUUCGAUGCGAGCUGGAGUUGCAGCACAAUAGAGAUCAAGUGAAGGAGCGAAUUAACUCACUCUUGAACAUAACGUAGACAAUAAGCACUUAUCGUCGAGUGGAAUGCCUUGGAGAUAACAUCCCAACGCGUCAACGUGAAAAAGAUCUGAUGAUAUCGAUGUGGGCUGUGUUUCGAGCGGUGAUUCUCGCUUGCGAUACUGCGACUAUGCGGUACUUACUUGGUUUUCUUCUUCGCCUUGAACCUGUGCUCCUCUAAAUCGAUAAAGUUGUCGCACUCUUCGUC
Phytophthora nicotianae INRA-310 is the source of this 1373-nucleotide messenger RNA. Its product is annotated as tetraacyldisaccharide 4'-kinase. The record is from RefSeq and is a predicted model, not a curated record. Bases 9 to 1166 code for a protein of 385 amino acids. Gene Ontology annotation, biological process: lipid A biosynthetic process. The transcript has a single exon. Gene Ontology annotation, molecular function: lipid-A 4'-kinase activity; ATP binding. Lineage: Eukaryota; Oomycota; Peronosporomycetes; Peronosporales; Peronosporaceae.